Messenger RNA from Anarrhichthys ocellatus (wolf-eel), 4841 nucleotides. RefSeq names its product receptor-interacting serine-threonine kinase 2 (gene ripk2). Gene Ontology annotation, molecular function: ATP binding; JUN kinase kinase kinase activity. The record is from RefSeq and is a predicted model, not a curated record. Bases 245 to 2107 code for a protein of 620 amino acids. NCBI's taxonomy places the organism in Eukaryota, Metazoa, Chordata, Actinopteri, Perciformes, Anarhichadidae. The transcript is spliced from 11 exons. Gene Ontology annotation, biological process: innate immune response; positive regulation of canonical NF-kappaB signal transduction; protein phosphorylation.
UGAGUUUGACAGCGGCGCUGAGCGGCUCGCUGUUGUUCUUCUUCUUUCACUCAGCCUGUGGCAGCUCGUUGGAGGCAGUCUGGCCGCAUAACACGAAUAAACGGACAAUUUAAAGCGCGUACAUUCAAUUCUAGUCGUUGGGUGCUCGGCGGUUUUUUUUUUCUUCAGCAAACGGGUGAACCGUUUAUCGGUAUCCGCUCAUCAACGGUAGCUUAGCUUUGCUAGAAGUCGGCGACAUUCUGGCAUGCGUGUGGAUGGAAGAGCUCUUCCCCAUCGCGUUCACCAUAAAGGUUUAGUUCUGCUUUCAGCUGCUGAGCUAGUGGAGGAGAACUCCUCAGACAGACUUCACGUAAAAGGCCCACAAACUGCCAUGGAGCCGUGUGCGGCUGUGGGCUGUGUGAACAUCGGCAGUCUGACCAGCACCUUGCCCGUGAUCCCUUACCAGAAGCUGACAGACCUGUACUACGUGAGCAGAGGGGGCUUCGGCACCGUGUUCAAGGCGCAGCACUCGGACUGGAGGACCACUGUGGCCAUCAAGUGCCUGAAGCUCGACUGUCCUGUUGGAGAAAGAGAGAGGAACUGCCUGCUUAAGGAGGCCGAGGUGCUCCACAAAGCCAGAUUCAACUACAUAAUCCAAAUCUUUGGCAUCUGCAACGAGCCAGAGUUCUUCUGCAUAGUCACCGAGUUCAUGAGCAAUGGCUCUCUGGACCUGCUGCUCCACGAGAAGGACAUGUACCCCGGGCUUGCCUGGCCUUUGCGACUGAGGAUCCUCUAUGAGAUCGCCUUGGGGGUUAACUUCCUUCACAACAUGAAUCCACCCCUCUUGCAUCAUGACCUAAAGACACAGAACAUACUGUUGGAUGGAGAAUUCCAUGUUAAGAUUGCUGACUUUGGCCUUUCAAAGUGGCGGCAGCUGUCCGUCAGUAAAGGCUCGGUGUCCAAGCCCACAGAGAUGGGGGGCACAGUGAUCUACAUGCCCCCUGAGAAGUACGAACCAUCCAAGAGCCGUCGGGCCGAUGUGAAGCACGACGUGUACAGCUAUGCCAUCAUUAUGUGGGAAGUGCUGUCCAGGCAGAUUCCAUUUGAAGAGGUGACCAACCCAAUGCAGAUCAUGUUCAGUGUGCUUCGUGGGAUGCGUCCUGACACGAGUCUGGACAUUCUGCCUCCUGACAUCCCCAGCAGAGAAACCCUCAUCAGUUUAAUGACCUGCGGCUGGACCACUAACCCCGAUGAACGACCUUCCUUCCUCAAGUGUCUGAUUGAACUUGAGCCCAUGGUGAGGACGUUUGACGAAAUUGACUUCCUGGAGGCCGUGUUGGAGAUCAAGAGGUCAAAAAGGAUGCAGAGAUCCGGCUGUUGUUCAGCCCAGUCAGUGAGUGAGAAGAGGAGUGAGGAUGGAUCCCUGAACAUGCUGAAGGACAGGCCCAGCCCCUGGCCGGAGAGCUCCGGCUCAGGCUCUUGUUCCUCCCAGGACACAGAUAUGUCUCUACCAUGCGCCCUCAGCAGCAGCAGCAGCAACAGCAACAGCAACAAUGCUGCACCAGAGGGGCUUCCGUCGUCAUUUUUAGCUCCUACACUGGAGCCUCCUGAGUCUCUGAAGGACCCCAGUGGCAACAAUCUGAACGGCGACGUGAAUGAUUUGAACACACCCAUCAAGCCAGGCCUGCCUGUCACCGAGUACGAGACACAGCUGGAGAACCUCAAGCUUCAGCCUCAGCAACAAGCAAAAUACUCUCCUCCAUUGCGGCACUCCCCUCCCUCACAAGGCCCAAUCGCCCAGUGGAUCGCGACGCGCCGCGAGGAGAUCGUCUCCCAGAUGACGGAGGCCUGUCUGAACCAGUGCUUGGACGCCCUGCUGGCCCAAACCAUGCUGAUGCGGGAGGAUUACGAGCUGGUGGUGACCCAGACCACGCGCACCGCCAAGGUCCGCCAGCUCCUGGACAACUGUCAUCGGCGCUGUGAAGACUUCUGCUGCAUUGUCGUCCGCAAGCUGCGUGACAACAAGCAAACAGGCCUGAAGCCGUACCCGCCUGAGAUUAGCUCCCCGAUCCUCUCUUCCUGCGCACCACCGCUGUCCAUGUCCUACCAUAUGCCCAGGAACGUGUAGCAACAGUCACCGCCAAGCGAAUGGAAACAAUCCAGGUUAUAGACUGUGCCAACUUUACACUACACAUAACUCUGACUGGUACCGUUUUCGGUGAGAUGGUCACCACGGUUCCUGUCAGUCCUGCCCUCAAAGAGGAACUGAAGGCUGGGUGAGCAAAAAGAGUCACAAAACUAAGCUACUCCCUUAGAAGUAAAUCUACUCACAAGAGAUCAAAUGUUUGAUUCUGUGCAGUCAGAAUCCAACGAUUUUGAAGGAAUCAGUGAUUUUAUUUCUCAAUGUCAAUGAGGUGAUUUAUUUAUCCCUUCAUUCUGAGGUGACGUAUCGCAGGGUGUCGCUCCUUUAGUACGUUAUGCUUUUGUCUCCAAAGCUCAGUUUCCAUUAGGUGAAAGUGUGAUUAUUUAUAGAAUGCAAACAUCCUCAACACACUCGGUUGAUCUGAGUAAGUGACGGAAGGACUGUUGUCAUGCUGGAAAACCUCCAGCCUAAAUAAGGUUUAUUCCUAUUAAAGCAAUCCUAAUCUUAAAGUAUCCUGUAGUCAUUGGUGAACUAUGUUUAGCCUCUGAGUGAAGUCAGUGAGUAUGUGGCCCUCAGUGUGUUUGUAUUGAAGCACAUGGUCUACAUUCAAUCGGUAAGAAAUGCAUUGUCAAGUACAAGGACGACAUCGGAGCCAGUGACAGCUAGCUAUGUGGUUUGGGACGUUAACAGCUUUACAUAACUGAAGUGUUGAAAUGAGCCAUGAGUUUGGUCACUGUGGCCGUUUGACCGUAUGGAACAUUUUGUCCCUGCCUUUUUUCUCCCCCUCUUUUUUCUUUAAGUUAUUCGCUGAGUCGCGGAGUAAAAAGGAAGUUAAGAUUGUAAUACAACACUCAGAAUGAGGGAUGUGUGUGUCUGCAUGUCCGUCUAGAUUAAAAGUGGACCAAUGUGAUCUGAUUUAUUUUGGUUUUCUCAGUAGUGGCCUCACCUCUCAGUAUUCUUAAUGUUCACUUUAGGCUCAUCUGGACACAGUUCAAGUUUAACCAUGAGCUUCACAUGUGUUGAUGCUGCUGAGCUGCUCUGCAGAAGAACUGCAACAAAUGAACAGAGAAGAUCAAACCUGCUUUUCUUGUCUCAACCUUUACUGCAGGGGUGGACCAAACUCUUUUGAUUGCCACAGAUAGUUUUCAACCAGUUAUAAUGCAAGAAAGUCAGUGUUUCUAUACCAGGAAACCCCGUGUGCCAUAGCAAAUACAUGUGUCAAAAUAACCAACAGAACAAACUGUUUAUGUUUGACAUUACAGUAGUUUAUUUCUGUUCCCACAAUAAAAAAAAAAGCAUUUCUGCUCCUGAAUUUAAUUUCAAUUCAAUCAAUACUUUUAAAUACAGUGCAUUGCCUAAGUGCCCACAUACUUAUUAUGAUAUGUGUAAAUCUGUAUAUAAAUAAAGUUGAAACAGCCAAAUAUUGGUUUCUGUUCGUGGCCCGAGUGCCCACUUCAAAGAUUACAAUGCAACUGUAAAAGUAAGAUGUAACAAACGGAGCAGACAGAGAUGGUAGAAUAAUGGUUUCUGUGCCCAGAGGUUAAGACUAGGAUGUGCACUUUAUUAGAAAUAUGCUCAAGUCAUAUUCCAGUUUGUUUUUAAAACAUCACCACAGCCCACUUCUAAAGUUGGUUUAGUAGUUUGGCCACCCCGGCUGUAGUUUACCUGCUGAGCAGUCUGUGCAGUCACUGCUCAGUUCAUCACUCUGGACUCAACUUUCUCUACAGUAGCUGUGCUUCCCCAUCUGAUCAAAACGAUAGUAACACCUGUUACUUAUAUACAAUUAUCUCUCUUUUUCUUUUUAAAUGCAAGAAAAUACACACAUUUAUAUCAAGGCAGUAGUUUGUAUAUAUACAUAAUGCUGAGUAAGAGUUUUGUCUUUACUUCACUCGCUCGCACACACAGUAUAUAUGUUCUUUGUGCCAGAAAGAAACAAGUUAUUUCUGUUUCCAUGACACAGUUUGAACCUUCAGUCUUCCUAAUCACCAUGUUUAUGUAUGUGUAUUUAAUACGACUAUACCAUUUACUAUUAAUUCAUUUAACAAUUAUUUUCUCGAUAAUCGUUUGGUCUAUAAAAUGGUAAAAAGUUAUGUUUAUAGUUUUCCAAAGCCCAAUAUCUUCAGAUUUUCCCUUCAUACAAAUGUUUCUUGUAGUGUGCAUAUAUGCCUCUCAUUACGGGCCUUACUGUCUUCAUCACUGCCUUCACUUAUCCCUUAACUCCAAACGUUAUCAUAGUUGACGGUGGUGUAGCUGUGUCCUUUACUGUCUGUAUAUCCUCCAGUUCAACAGAGAGCGACCUCUUUGUGGUUCCCCAUCAGUCGGUCCAUAGACAGUUGAAGUUCCAUAAAGAACUUAAAUAACACGGUGGGAAAUGAGCUACGGCAGGUUAUUCUUAUUAAGAAACCGCGUUACAAGAAAUCGCACACAAUUGUAUAUCAUUUAAAAAACAGGAAGGCCAAGCCAGGCCGACACGUUUCCAUCGCGGUGGGCCUUGUGUUCGAUAACUGUGCCUCAUAUUCUGCUUUUGGCAACGUGUAAAAGCCUUUCACACAUAUCAAGAAACGCUGAGUAGAAAUACUACAAAUUUGAUAUCUUAAAAUGUAACAUAUUUUGUACUGUCGAGGAUAGUUUCAUCUCUUUUCUAUAUAUUUUCAUUUGUGAUCACUUGUUUAAAACUCAUGCAUUUAUUAUUACCGUGUGUGUGUGUGUGUGUGUGUGU